This is a messenger RNA of Leptosia nina, 1047 nucleotides long. The record is from the annotation of a GenBank genome assembly. NCBI's taxonomy places the organism in Eukaryota, Metazoa, Arthropoda, Insecta, Lepidoptera, Pieridae.
AUGUUACCAAUAAAUAUAUGGCAUAGUUUAAAAUUACUAUUGAUUUAUUCAUUCAUAUUUGGCGAAGCGUUUGAAAUUCCAGAUGCAUUUCAAAAAUCAAAUCACACCAAUAAUUGGGCAGUACUCGUUGAUACAUCUCGAUUUUGGUUUAACUACAGGCAUGUGGCAAACGUACUUUCCAUCUAUCGGAGUGUCAAGCGAUUAGGAAUCCCCGAUAGUCAGAUAAUACUCAUGAUAUCAGAUGAUAUGGCCUGCAAUCCUAGAAACCCGAGGCCGGCGACAAUAUUCAAUAAUGCUCAUGAACAAAUAAAUGUAUAUGGAGAUGAUGUAGAAGUGGAUUAUCGAGGUUAUGAGGUGUCAGUAGAAAAUUUUGUUCGCCUACUAACUGGUAGAGUGCCACCCGAUACUCCUAGGUCAAAGAGACUUUUAACUGAUGAAGGAAGUAAUAUUCUGAUAUAUCUUACCGGACAUGGUGGUGAUGGGUUUUUAAAAUUUCAAGACUCUGAAGAAAUAACCAGUCAAGAGCUUGCAGAUGCCUUAGAACAGAUGUGGCAAAAGAGGAGGUACAAUGAGAUAUUUUUCAUAAUAGACACAUGUCAAGCGUCUUCUAUGUAUGAGAAGUUCUAUUCGCCGAAUAUUUUAGCUACUGCUAGUAGCUUAGUAGGAGAGGACUCCCUCUCGCAUCACGUAGAUUCAGCUAUUGGUGUGUACAUAAUAGACAGAUACACAUAUUACGUUUUGGAAUUCCUGGAAAAUGUGCAUCCAAACAGCAAGAAGACCAUGUCUGAAUUUCUGGCGGUUUGCCCUAAACAUGCCUGCAUUUCAACUGUGGGCGUACGUCGAGAUUUGUUCAAGAGAGACCCAAGCAGAGUACCCAUCACCGACUUCUUCGGCUCGGUUAGACCAGUCAUUAUCACAACUGACUCCAUAGAUAUUGUUGAUAUACCAAAGAGAAAGAGUGCCAAGACUGAAAAUACAACAAAAUCACAAGGAAAGAGAGGGUACCUGCCUCAGUUUCCCAUAGAUUUAAUACCAAACACAGUAUGA